Messenger RNA from Cyclopterus lumpus (lumpfish), 2535 nucleotides. RefSeq names its product double C2-like domain-containing protein alpha. Lineage: Eukaryota; Metazoa; Chordata; Actinopteri; Perciformes; Cyclopteridae. The record is from RefSeq and is a predicted model, not a curated record.
UCCGCGCUGGAAUCCCCUUUUUUUUUAUGAGGAGUUGCACACUUGCGCUAUCAGUGAGUGCUAUGACUGUGCGAAAAGGGAAACGUUUAGGCAUCUCCAUUCAGGAGCACAUGGCCAUCGACGUAUGCCCGGGCCCAAUCCGCCCCAUCCGCCAAAUCUCUGCCUACUUCCCUCGCCUGUCGCCCACUUCCUCCUUCUCCGAUCCACUUUCGCCCAAUCACGUGGCAGCUCCCACCGCACUGAGCCCUGGCGCCGCCGUAGGAGGAGGGAGCAACAGCCUAUUGCCACCGCUGUUACCAGGGGCGGCGGGCGGAGGGGGCUCACUGUCAGCCAUGAGCAGUAUGGACACCUCCAUCGAGAUCGACAGCUGUGACAGCGAUGAUAACACCGCCUUGGGGACGUUAGAGUUUGACCUACUGUAUGAGAGAGCAUCCAGCUCCUUACACUGCACCGUCCUGAAAGCAAAGGGUCUGAAACCGAUGGAUUUCAACGGUUUGGCUGAUCCUUAUGUCAAGCUGCACCUGCUGCCGGGAGCAUGCAAGGCCAAUAAACUGAAAACCAAGACGGUUCGCAACACGCUGCACCCUGUGUGGAACGAGACGCUCACCUACUGUGGAAUUACAGAGGAAGACAUGUACCGCAAAACACUCCGGGUGUCCGUGUGCGACGAAGACAAGCUGACACAUAAUGAGUUCAUCGGGGAGUCGCGGGUGGCCCUGCGUCGCGUGAAGCUUGACCAGACUAAACACUUUAACAUCUGUCUGGAGCACCCACCCCCUCUGCCUUCACCGACUGCGAUGAGCACUGCUUUGAGAGGAAUCUCCUGCUACCUGAGAGAGUGGGAGACUGAGCAGCAGAGAAGUCUUGAGGAGAGAGGCCGUUUGCUGCUCUGCCUGCAGUACUUCCCCCCGGCCAGUGAUGGCGAUGUGAAGGGCGAGGCCAAAGAGAGGGCUCUAGGCGGGCUGUGUGUGGGUGUCAAACGCUGCGCCCACCUGGCAGCCAUGGACGACGGCUACUCAGACCCCUAUGUUAAAACGUACCUCAAGCCAGAUGUCCAGAAGAAAUCCAAGCACAAAACAGCGGUGAUAAAAAAGACUCUCAACCCGGAGUUCAAUGAGGAGUUCUUUUAUGAAAUCACGUUCUCAGAGUUAGCCACCAAGACGCUGGAGGUCACAGUGUGGGACUACGACCUGGGAAAGUCCAAUGACUUCAUAGGCGGUGUGUCCUUAGGGUGUCACUCGCAAGGAGACACUCUGCAGCACUGGAUAGACUGUCUGAAGAACAAGGGCAAGAAGGUGGAGCGCUGGCACACACUGACUAACGAGCUGCCUGGAUCCACACUGCAGGAAUGAACUGAUCCACUUCCACUGCACUGACACUGGAGAGACUGCCUGGCGAGAGACGUUUCAUCGCAUGCUCUGAGGAUUUUCUGCAUGACUAUGAAGGAUUCAUAUCCUACUUACCUUGUCAUACAUUAGAUCAUUAUUCAUAACAACAUACCCAAAGGGAGUCACACUCAGAGAUUAAUGCUAUAAUCUCGGAUCUAAAUAGACCUGAUGCAAAUCUAAAGAAACAGUUGUCACCGCAAAGCAUGAUCAUUCUCAUAAUCACAUUCAUCGGGGUUCAUGUCGCUUUUGUGGAUUCAAUAUCAAUCUAAAUGGUCCUCUGCACUGCUUCCAACUGUUCAGAUCUACAAAAAAAAUUAGAAAUCGCGCAAGAAAAAUUGAAUGAGGGAGAAAUCUGAAUUCUGCAGUUCAACUCUCAUGUGAAGUGUACUUCCUGUAUAUGCGGGCCUGUUAUUUAUUGUUAUUAACUGCUGACAUUAGAACUCCACCAUUAUGACCAUCCAUCUCACGGCACACAUACCUCUCCCUUGCAAUAAUGUUUUGCCUAAUGCUUCCGAAGACCUCCAAGUGGUCUUACUACUGUCGGGCAUUUUGUAUCUAUUGAUCUGAUUGUCAUGGGGCUGCCUGCAGAAAACAAGAGAAACAAUUGGUUCUUCUAUGUUGAUGGCUUGUGUCAGUUAUUUGCAUGUUUGGUGUUGAUGGAGCAAAUAUGUGCCAGGCUCUGCUGCAGGAUGUUCAUCAUUGUGUUGUUCCCAAUCCUCCUGCGGUGUAUUGCUCUGAUUAACUGAAGACGAUUUUUUAUUUAAUUCAAGGGUAACAGCUUUUUUUUUUAAUGUUGUUCCGUUGUUUAAUGUGUCAGCUCUUAUAUCACAGUGUCAGUUUCUUGUUGGUGACACGCUGAUGUUGACCUAAUUUUGCUUCACAAUCUCUGUUUGGAUGUAGGAGAAGAGUGAUGUAAUUAACAGAAAAGUUUCAGAGCAGAUUGGUUUGUGGAGAGCUGUGCAUGGCCAUACUCUGACACGCCGUGAAUAAAAUCAUCAGCAUGUGUUUGAUAUCUAAAUUACAAAUAUGAAUGGUGUAUAGAGCACAGUGUUGUCUGAUAGCUCUCCAUGCUGCUGCUUACUGUGGACCGCAUUGACUAAGCUGCAGGUUUAUCUCGGUCUUAUGUGGUUAAAGAGGCAUGCUGUAA